Messenger RNA from Tetranychus urticae (two-spotted spider mite), 2861 nucleotides. RefSeq lists its product as uncharacterized. NCBI's taxonomy places the organism in Eukaryota, Metazoa, Arthropoda, Arachnida, Trombidiformes, Tetranychidae. The record is from RefSeq and is a predicted model, not a curated record.
UUCAUCAAAUUAUAUCAUUAUAUUGCUCUUUUUGUCAAUUAAAUAGUUUAUUUUUGUGCACACAUCCAAUAAAUGUUUUGAGUUAAUAGUAAAAGUGGUCUUACCCAGAAUGAGAUUUACCCAGUUGCUACAAUUCAAGUUGUAAACAUAAGAUAAUAAACCUUAAUAUUUGGGAUUUUCAAUGAAUAUAAUUUACUUUAUUUUGUUCUUCUAACAUUUACAAUUGAAUUGUUUUUUAUUCACUUGAAACAAGUGUAAAUGAUUAUUUGUUAUAUUCACUAUGAGUGCUAAUUCCAAAACAAAAAAGCGUAUAAUUCCAACAAUUUACACCUACGAUGUGGAUGACUAUGAUGAUACUGAGGAAAUGAGAUAUGAAUUGAAAACUUCUCAUUGUGGUAUAGUUAAUGCUUAUGUCCAAGGAGAUCUUAGUCAAGUUACUCUUACAACUCCAGUUUUUUUAACAAUCCAUGAUGUAGGAACUAAUCAUACGGAAUUUCAUAAAUUGGUUGAACAUUCAUGCAUGGGAAAGUUGAAAGCUCGCUCAGUUUGGAUUCACAUUGAAGUACCGGGUCAAGAAUUUGAUGCUCCAGAUUUACCAGAUAGUUUCCCAUUCCCUUCGAUGCAAGAUCUAAGUGAAGAUAUUCCAGCGAUUCUUGAUUUUUUCAAGAUGAAAUAUUGUGUUGGUAUUGGUGAAGGCGCUGGAGCCAACGUGAUCGCUCGUUUCGCUAUGGAUAAUCCAGAUCGUAUCCUUGGAGUGGUUCUCAUUCAUUGUAGGCCAACGGCUGCUGAUAAUAAGGAAAACAGGCAAACAGUGGGUAAAAAGUUUUUGAGAAAGCAACUCCAACGUCGUAUCAAUGCUAAGAAUGUUAAACGUUACCAGGAUGCUUAUUUAAGUCGAACCGAUAUUUCAAGCCAAUUAAAGGAUAAACUGAAAGUUGAUGCUCUUGUGGUUACUGGAAGUCGAUCUCAACUUGUUCAAGCAGCAAAUCAACUUCAAUCCCUUUUGGACCCAAAGUUGACUACAAUUGUUAAAAUUGACGAUUGCUCUGAUAUAUUUACUGAAUCUCCUGAAACAUUUGCUUAUAAUCUUUUACUCUUUUGCCAAGGACUUGGAUUAUUCAGUGCACUUCCAAUGUCACGCCAUGGAUCAAUUUGUGUCUAACCAAGCUACGUAAAUGGUCAAGAAUAAAAGACGAUCCUAAGCCAAAGAAAGCCUAGUCAUAAGGAACAAAAAAGCAAAUGGAUUGGCGGACGUUUCAUUUUCAAUUUUUUUAAUAUAACAUAUUUCUUGUUAAAACUAACCGAAGUUUCACUUUCCUCUUUUACAAGUGAAACAAAUUUCGAUAAAAAAUCUUUCAUUUCAAUGGCAUUUCCAGUUUCUUUGGCCUCUCCAUGAUAGUCAAGUUAAUCCGUGUUAUUGCAGCAAAUAACCAAUGUGUAAAGACUCAAGUUUUAAAGACUAAAGUUUUCAAGCCAAUAAUGUUUGGAUAUCAAGACUGAAGCUGAACAAACAACAAAAAACUCCAACAUGAGGGAAAAGGUGCAAAAAAAGAGUGUAACUAAAGGCAAAACAAUAACACCAGUAAAGAACAGCAAUAUUCGAGUUUUCUGUUUGUUUUCGAAGUUUCCAGGAUUGAAUUGAUCUUGUUCCUGUUGCAUGAUUUAUCGACUCAAGAGGUAAUAGAAAAGGAAAAUGAUGAAGGCCAAGAAUGAUGAAGAUGGCAACAAAGUAAAGAGCAAAGGCUGACAAAGUCAUCUCUUAAGUAAUGUACUGUUGAAAUGACAGACAAAUAAGGGUUACACUGUGAACUGGCCAAAUUGCCAAAAGACAAAGUUGCCAAAAUUUGGAAUGAAAAAAUAAGGAGGAAAACAAAAGAAGUAAAAGGCAGAAAAUGAGAAAAGCUGAAACAUUGAAAAGAGUGCACUUUUCUGUUUUGUUUUAGCUUCAAAUUAUUUCUCAUUACCAGAAAACAACAACAACAACAACAAGAUGAAGAUGUUUUUCACUCACUCAUUCAUCAUCCAUAAUCUUCCAUAAUCUUCCGUCAUCAUCAUUAUAAUCAUAAUAAUAAUAAUAAUAAUAAUCUUACCCAACCAGACAAACAAACAAAGUGUAGGUUGAAAUGGUUUUCAAUAAUAUUGUUGUCUGUGGGUGACAUGAAGACUCUUUAGACCCGCAACUUCUUUCCCUCUUUUCACCCACUUUUACCCACUUUUUCCACUCUAAUCACAUCAAAGCUUUAACUAAAGCCAUUUAAAACACAUCAAUACACAAAUAUACUAAACAAGCAAACCACCAGACAGAUAAACAAUUGAUUACCCAAAAAACCCAAAGCAUUCAAGUUUAAUUUUUGUAUUUCCUCUCAAUCAUUUGAUUUAUUUUCAUUCCCUCUACGCCGUAUCUUCCCAAGCAACUUUUACCUUCCCUUAUCAUCAUCAUUCUCAUCAUGUUACAUGAUACUGACUUAACAUUGAUGUUUACAUGCAAAGAAGAGAGUAAACCCAAAGAUUGUCACAUGUAAAAGAAGCGAUUAAUUUCAAAAACUCGGAACCAUUUUUCGUCUCCAUUUCAAUUAAUCUCUCAAUAAUGGUGACAUUGAAAAUUGUUUCCUCAAAUAAGUCAUUCUAAUCACUUUACUUAAUGAUUCAAUUUCAUAUGUUGAUUAAUCAACACUUGAAUUGAAGUGUUGACUUUUCAAUAUUUGCCAUUUCAACUGAAAUCUGAAUUAAAUUAAGACUCAACAUAAUAAUAAAAAAGAAAGAAAUUGAAUCCUAAAAACUCAACCUUACCUUUGAACAAAAUUGUACAAAAAACACCAGCAACUUGCCUCUUUCAAUGUAUUAAAAUAAUGCCAACUGUA